GCUUUACGGUCGGGCUCGGUGAUCGGUGAACCGCUGAAGCGGCUGCUGGGAGGAGAUUUACCGACAUUUAGUGGCUGACAGCCGGCCUCAGGCUCCUCUGCUGCGGGACUCGGUCUCCUCCUCACACCGACAGACCUCUGUCUCCUCCGGUCCUCCUCCGGUUUCAGACACGAAGCUGCAGCUCGACAGUUCUUGGAGUGGUUAUUAAAUAUUUCUUCAUCAGAUUGGCGUCACAAACAGGAUCUCAAUACAACGAAGGCUGAUCCAACCCCACCCUCGCAGACUGAUCGGAGGGAAUCUCGACCACGCCAACCGUCUCUGCCUCCACCAUGCAGACCUCCAUCCUCCUCCUCCUCUCCUCCGUGCUCAUCCUCUCCCUCCUCAUCCCCCUCUGCUCCUCUCAGAGCGAGUCCGACCUUGUGGUUAAUACCCGUGCAGGGCGAGUCCGUGGCUUCCGUCAGCCCGUGCUGGACCACAGCUAUGUCAGCGCUUUCCUGGGCAUCCCCUUUGCCGAGCCUCCCGUGGGGAAGCGGCGUUUCCGCCGCGCCGAGCCCAAACGCCCCUGGACGGGGGUGUAUGAAGCCAUGGAGUACCCCAACGCCUGCUACCAGUUUGUGGACACAUCGUACCCUGGUUUCCAUGGCAGCGAGAUGUGGAACCCUAACAGAGAGAUGAGCGAGGACUGUCUGUAUCUGAACAUAUGGGUGCCAUCCUCGGCAAGACCACACAACCUCACUGUCAUGGUGUGGAUCUACGGAGGAGGUUUCUACAGCGGCUCUUCUUCUCUGGAUGUAUACGACGGUCGCUACCUCGCUCACAGUGAAACGGUCAUCGUGGUCUCCAUGAACUAUCGGAUUGGAGCGUUUGGCUUCCUCGCUCUGCAUGGCUCUUCAGAAGCUCCUGGAAAUGUGGGUCUGCUUGACCAGAGGAUGGCGCUGCAGUGGGUCCAAGACAACAUCCAUGCCUUUGGAGGAAACCCCAGACAGGUGACAAUCUUUGGAGAAAGCGCUGGUGGAGCUUCUGUCGGGUACCACCUCUUGUCUCCCAACAGCCGGCCCACCUUUACCCGGGCCAUCCUUCAGAGCGGUGUCCCUAACUGCCCCUGGGCCUCGGUCAGCCCCGCUGAGGCCCGGAGACGGGCCACGCUGCUAGGGAAACUGGUCGGCUGCAAUGGAGGUAACGACACAGAGCUGGUGGACUGUCUUAGGAGCAAAACACCCCAGGAGCUCAUCGACCAGGAAUGGCAGGUCCUGCCAUGGUCGGCCCUCUUCAGGUUCUCCUUCGUCCCCAUGGUCGAUGGCGUGGUUCUCCCCGACACACCCGAGGCCAUGCUGAACUCAGGAAACUUUAAAGACACUUCAGUGCUGCUCGGGGUCAACCAGGACGAGGGAUCCUACUUCUUGUUGUAUGGCGCUCCAGGCUUCAGCAAAGACAAUGACAGCCUCAUCUCCAGAGAGGACUUCCUGGAAGGUGUGAAGCUGAGCGUUCCCCACGCCAACGACAUCGGUUUGGAGGCUGUGGUGCUGCAGUACACCGACUGGAUGGAUGAGAACAACGGGAUUAAGAACCGUGAUGCCAUGGACGACAUCGUCGGGGACCAUAAUGUUAUCUGCCCGCUCGCUCACUUUGCCCGCUCCUACGCCCAGCACUUCGCCACGAAGGCUAACGCAGGACUGGGCGGGAUGAACAGCGGGGGAAACUCACAGGGCGGUGUCUACCUGUACCUCUUUGACCACCAGGCGUCUAACUUGCCGUGGCCCGAGUGGAUGGGAGUGAUCCACGGCUACGAGAUUGAGUUUGUGUUCGGCCUGCCGCUGGUGAAGAGGCUGAACUACACGCUGGAGGAGGAGAAGCUGAGCCGCCGCAUGAUGAGAUACUGGGCCAACUUCGCUCGCACCGGAAACCCAAAUCUGAACCAUGAUGGUAUGGUGGAGAAUAAGAAGCGCUGGCCUGUGUUCACGUUGAGCGAGCAGAAACAUGUUGGUCUGAACACCGAGCCGCUGAAGAUCCACAGAGGACUGAGGAACCAGAUGUGUGCUUUCUGGAACCGCUUCCUGCCACGCCUCCUCAACAUCACUGAUAACAUCGACGAGGCGGAGCGUCAGUGGAAGGUGGAGUUCCACCGCUGGUCUUCCUACAUGAUGCACUGGAAGAGUCAGUUUGAUCACUACAGCAAGCAGGAGCGCUGCACCGACCUCUGAGCCCCGACCACUGAGAGAGAGAGAGAAAGAGAGAGAGAAAGAGAGCGAGAGCGGCGAGGGAGGGGGCCGGCCAAGAGAGCGCUCAUUUCCCUCCAUAGCCCCGCCCCCUCACAGUGAAGUGUGACUUCAUUGGUUGUUUGUUGACGUGUAUUUAUUUAAUUUAUUCUAUUUAUUCAGCUGACGUCUCAGUGUGUCUGUCUAAGGGCUGUGGAGGGAAGUGAUGUCACAAGCGUCAAAGAUUCGUCAUUACCUCGGGCGUGCAAGCGUGCAUGCUUGUCUAACUUGUUGGUGUGGAUGUUUAAUGUGUGUGUGGAUGUCUAACGUGUGCGUGGAUGUCUAACGUGUGCAUGGGUGUCUAAGGUGUUUGUGUGUGUGUCUAACGUGUGCGUGGGUGUCUAACAUGUA
This is a messenger RNA of Cheilinus undulatus (humphead wrasse), 2606 nucleotides long. It is a transcript of the gene ache, whose product is annotated as acetylcholinesterase. The record is from RefSeq and is a predicted model, not a curated record. Gene Ontology annotation, biological process: choline metabolic process; acetylcholine catabolic process. Lineage: Eukaryota; Metazoa; Chordata; Actinopteri; Labriformes; Labridae. Bases 330 to 2201 code for a protein of 623 amino acids. Gene Ontology annotation, molecular function: acetylcholinesterase activity. Gene Ontology annotation, cellular component: plasma membrane. The transcript is spliced from 10 exons.